CUCAGACUCGGACUGGCUCCGAGCCUCCGAGUGAGUCCGUGGUUCCAACCAGCAUCGCAUUCUUCCUGCUGCUCGCCUGCUCCAGAAUGUUCCCCUCCAGCUCCGCCACCGGCCCCCGCUUCCUUCGCCCCUUCACCGCCACCGCACCCCGCCGUGCCAUGGCGGCAUGCACGGGCGCCCCAAGCGACCCGCCGAUGCAGCAGUCUUCUCCCACCAAGGCGGUGCGCGUGGUGGUGAAGGGACGCGUGCAGGGCGUCUUCUUCCGGGACUGGACCGUGGAGAUGGCGCGCUCCCUGGGGCUCGCCGGGUGGGUCCGCAACCGCCGCGACGGCACCGUGGAGGCGCUACUCUCCGGGGACCCGGACAAGGUGGACGAGAUGGUGUCCCGGCGGAUCCCCGUCGGCCCGCCCGCCGCCGUCGUCACCGCUGUUGUACCCUCCCCCGCUGAACCGGUCUCCCCCGACGAUGGCUUCCACCGCAAGCCCACCGCCUGAUUUAUGGCUGGUUCAUCGGCCAUCCGUGGGGCGUGGUCAUUGGCGAGCGGCGCCACUCGCCUGUGGUAAUCAAUCUACUGAAGAACACUGAAGAACACGUACAUUCUUUUCCUGGAGAUUGCUAGCGCUAAUUUAUGGUGUUGAAUCAAAUAAUCUCAAUCUUGACGAGGAGCUGCUUCGAUGAGUGGACAAGGAUUGUGACUGCUCGAUACACUCGGUUCUUGUGAUCAUGUCUUAUGCAGACCUGUGAACUGUGGUGUUUCUGACAACUAUGCCGUGCCUGUAAUUAUCUACUAUGUUCCGAGAGAAACGGUUAUGUACGGCUUAUUUGCGCUUACUUUGCUUUAAUAUUUCUAUGGAUUGUUUCAAAAAAAAAACUAUGGAGAUUGCCUAGUGUUCA
Messenger RNA from Zea mays, 894 nucleotides. RefSeq names its product acylphosphatase. The coding region runs from base 87 to 494 and encodes 135 amino acids. The record is from RefSeq and is marked validated. Lineage: Eukaryota; Viridiplantae; Streptophyta; Magnoliopsida; Poales; Poaceae. Gene Ontology annotation, molecular function: acylphosphatase activity. The transcript has a single exon.